CUAAAGUGUCAAAACGACGUCAUAUCGCAGCAAAGCUUCAUGCAGAGCAAAACCCUUUAGCUUAGCAGAGGCGUUAAGAGUUUUGAAGGAAGACGAAAAUGGGGAAAUCAAAGAGGACGAAAAUGGGGAAAUCAAAGAAAAAGGAUCUAAAUCAAUCUCUGAUUACUCAUCCUAGCAACAUCGUCGAUACUCUCCAGUUGUAUCCAAAUGCGUCUCCUACAGUAGAAAAAGUUCACUGGGACUAUGUUCUUCACAUUUCUGAUUACCUCUCUACACAAGCCACCAAAGUGAGAAUGCUAUGGACUGGAGAAUCUCCAAAAGCUGAAUCACUUACGGAGACAAUGGAGUCUUACUUCAAUGCUCUUCAAGGGUUUUUGCUCUGUUUCCAUGGAAGCACUCUUGGUGCUGGACCUACUUUGUCUUCAAUCAUACACGGUUCUGUUAAGAAAAUCGUUGAUUCCAGCUUCAGAUUGUUUCAGGGUUCUGUCUCCCUUUACGAAGGAUCAUAUGAAAAGGGCGAAAAGCCGUCUAUUCCGCAGCUUUCAGGAGCAGUUUUGGAGGCAUGCUUUAGUUUCAAGAAGGUUCCUACAACAAACCUCGUCGCGAUUGGCAGUGCUAUUUCGCAGGUUUCGGUUUCCAUGAAGGAUGUUCUUAAUGAGAUGAAUAAAGUGAAGCCAGCUUGUCCUUCACGUGAGUGUGAAGCAUCUGGUGAUGAUUUUUCUCCUGAACAAAUAGAAGUUGCUAAAAUGGUUGCUGACAUUGCGUCUGAGGCGAUGAUGGUGAUAAUAGUCAUUCGAGUAAUCACCAGGACAAUGGAGGAGGAACAUCCAAAGGAGAAUAGCGGGUUUGUGGACUCGCUAGAGAAGCUACUUAAGUUGUGUCAAAGAAAUGGAGUACUGAUAGAAGAGCUUGGAACUUUCGUUUAUCAUCCACCGCUGAAGAUAGACAAGAUGAUUCAAACGGUGAAGAUACUAGAGGGAAAUCUCGAUGAAGUUGAGGCUCAAGUUAAGCAUAUGAAGAGGUCUUCCAACGCUUUUCCGGGAGUUUGCAGAAAGCUGCGAGACGCGAUCAAACUCAUGGAAGUUGAAUUGGAAAAAAGAAAGCAUCUGAAUCAAAUUCUGGUUUCUCAUCAAAACACUAUCUACAAUACUCUUCAGUUGUUCGAUCCAACAGCGUCUCCUACAGAGGAAAAAGUUAACUGGAACGAUGUUCUUAAAUGUCUAAUCAACUCCCUAAACAAGCAUCCAUAGAUUGAUGAUCCGUUUCACAGUACCAAUAUUUUCUCUGCAUUGCAAUGCUAUUACUCUCUUUUAAAUGUCCAGUUUCCUCUGCAUUUACAGGAGAAACAUAAUGUCUCUAAUAGAUUAAAGACUGCUUC
Arabidopsis arenosa is the source of this 1378-nucleotide messenger RNA. NCBI's taxonomy places the organism in Eukaryota, Viridiplantae, Streptophyta, Magnoliopsida, Brassicales, Brassicaceae. The record is from the annotation of a GenBank genome assembly.